AUGCUCAUGUACACAGCCGAGAUGAAGCUCCCGCGUUACUUGCAGAAGGCGGACAAGCGCAAGCGAGUGGAUUCCGUGAUCAGUCAGCUGCGCCUGGAGAAGUGCCGCAACACCGUCAUCGGCAAUGUGCUACGACGAGGUAUCGCCGAUUGGCAGGUCUUGUAG
Molecule: messenger RNA, 165 nt
Organism: Symbiodinium sp. CCMP2456
Lineage: Eukaryota; Dinophyceae; Suessiales; Symbiodiniaceae
Source: the annotation of a GenBank genome assembly